Corythoichthys intestinalis (scribbled pipefish) is the source of this 580-nucleotide messenger RNA. Its product is annotated as E3 ubiquitin-protein ligase TRIM39-like. Gene Ontology annotation, molecular function: ubiquitin protein ligase activity; zinc ion binding. Gene Ontology annotation, cellular component: cytoplasm. The transcript has a single exon. Gene Ontology annotation, biological process: protein ubiquitination. NCBI's taxonomy places the organism in Eukaryota, Metazoa, Chordata, Actinopteri, Syngnathiformes, Syngnathidae. The coding region runs from base 1 to 444 and encodes 147 amino acids. The record is from RefSeq and is a predicted model, not a curated record.
AUGGCUGGAAAACUGGAGGAGGAUCUCCGCUGUCCGACCUGUUUGGACUUCCUCAAAGAUCCUGUCGUGCUGUCCUGCAGUCACAGCUUCUGUCGCGUCUGUGUUCAGCAGUGGAAGAAGGACAAACGAAAUCCAUCGUGUCCAGUCUGUUUGACAAACUUUUUGGCGAUGACUCAACCUGUAAACCAGGCAGUGAGGGGCGUGUAUGAGAACUUUUCACGAGCCUCAGUCAAGUCAGAGGGCAUCUGCGGUUUGCACAAGGAGGAGCUCAAACUCUUCUGUUUGGACCACCGAGAGCUUGUGUGCAUCAUCUGCAGAGAUGCCAAAAUCCACGCCGGCCACAAGUUCUGCCCACUCGAUGAAGCAUCGCAAGAACACAGAAAGAAACUCCGGGAAGGCCUGCAGGAUGCCAUGAAGAGGCUUGGAAGACUGUCAAGCCUGUAGAGAGAAUCUUCUUGACCAAGCAGAGUACAUCAAGGUCCAAAAAGAGAAAGUUGAAGGCAAGAUUAGGAAGGAUUUUGAGGCGCUUCGUCACUUCCUUGACGUUGAAGAAGAGGCCAGGUUGACUUUUGUUAGGGAG